GGCUAAUGAGUAAUGUUGAAUAAACACCGAAUCUUUGCAUAAAAAUUCCUGAUGCACUAUCAUUUCGACCUCAAACAAAAUACAACCAAAUUAUUAUUAUUUACAGGUUUUAAACUACAUAUCAGACAACGAAAAUAAGGAUUUCAGCAAAAUAGAUAUCGCCACGUACGAAAAGUACGCGAAAAUCAACAGAACGACGCUAUUUAUCAUAUUUUCUUUAACUGUAUCAGCCGGCAUACCUUGGUACAUAUUCGUCAUGAAAGCAUCUCUGGCCGAAGACAACGAACCAGUCAAUUGUCCUUUGAAAAGAGGUUUAGCCUAUCAGCUUUGGUAUCCCUUUGAUUUGUAUCACAAACAAUUUUGGUUGGUUAAAUUGUUUGAUAGUAUAUUGUUUUGGUCGAUGUUUUUUUCGUUGACUUUUACGAGGGUUGUAACGGUGUUUUUUAUGGUUUAUGUCUUAGGGCAGGUGAAAAUUUUACAGAAUAGAAUCAGAGGAAUCGAUGAGCAUUGUAAAAUUGUAAGGAAACAUUGCUCUGUUACUUAUAAUCAAGCUAUUUUCGAAGGUAUUGUAGAUUGUGCUAAAAAGUACCGGGAAAUACAAAGAUUAAUGCGAAUGGUUAAUAAAGCGUCUAAAGAAUUCAUUUUAAUUGGCUUCUUUAGCAAUUCGUUUGAAGUUGCCUUAUUCUUGAUGCAAUUACUUCUGGCAACUAAUUUCUUCGACGCGGUGAAGCAAUUAAUAAUCGUUUUUAUGACGUUAACUCAAUUAUUUCUAUUUCUUUGGUACGCUAAUGGUAUCAAAGAAGAGAGCGGAACUCUAGCGAAUAUCAUUUACAACGAAACGAAUUGGAUGAAUUACGAUACGCGAAGCAGGAAAAUGUUAAUAUUGUUGAUGACCAGAUCUCAAAGGCCGAUUACCUGCUAUUCGGCGUUCCUUGGAGACAUGACUAUUGAUACUUUUAAAGCGAUGAUAAAAUUGUGUUAUUCGAUUACUACAUUUUUUAAGACGGCCUAUCUAUAAAGUUCAAAAAAAUUGCCGGAGUAGAAUUUUACACGAGCAACUCUGGAGUUAGUGGAUUGUGUACACGAUACAAAAAUAUUAUAUAGUGUAGAUUUUUAAAUAAAUGUUAACCUGCACAAAAUUGAAAAGUAUAUCUAUAAUAAAAGCUUUGUUCAAUAUUGGUGUAACUUUCAAUUUGAAUAAGAAAUUAUGGAAAUGAGAUAUACAGGUAGAUUCAAAUGUUCUAUAGGUGCAUUAAAGACAACUUACAUCAGUCUCUUAUAAAGGAAAAAGAAAGGGUGAUGCUGUGUUGCGACUUUCUCACUCUAACUACUGUUAUUUUAAUAAUUUUUCUUUAUUCAACUCAUAGAAUUUACCACAUUGCAAACAAUUUUGCUCUCACCCAUAAAAGUAGCUAUUAAGUGAACUGUUUAGUGUCCAUUUGAUGUUUAUAAUUUUAUUGAUUUUAAAUAGAUUUUCUAGUGCAUACUGAAGCACUCUAAAUUGUUUUGCAAACUUUUAUGCACUUUGGUGUACAUGCGAAAAUAAUUAGGCGUUUAAAACUUACAAACUGAUUAAAUUGACCACUUUUCAUGGGGACACCUUGUUUAGUACAGUUUUUGACCAUACUAUAAGUCGAAAAUAUUAUUUGGAAGCAAUUCCGAGUUUUUAAAUUUUGAUUACGCUUUCUAAAUCACCUUAAACGCAGUGUAAUUUGGCGCGAGAGAACCUUUUUAUUUGACUUUUCUUCAAUGAAAUUGUCAAUUUUUUUUUUUCGAAUAAAUAUGCGUGAAAAUAUAAUCUACUCUGACAAAACCAUUACUUUCGUUUCUCACAAUUGCAACUUCCUAAGAAAUAGAAAUACAAAAUAAUAAAAAAAAACAACAAAAAAUAUAUAUGGAAAUCUAGCAUAAACAUUAUUAAUAUUUAAUGUACGUUUAGAUCCCUUUUCACGUAUGUAAUUGUCAUUUAUCUCGGUAAAUGUAACUCUAUAAACAUUUUAACGUUUCCAAACUCGAACCGAUUUAUUAUGAUUUACUAAGUUUAUAUAAUGACAAAAUUUGAACUAUAAUUCUUUAUUUAGUAAGGUUAAGGCCAUUUCUUGAAAUACUAACGAUUCUUUCAAUACUUUUGUUCAACACGACAAAUAAAAGGGUUCGCGUUCUUACAAUAUUACCAUUCGAAUACAACACAUAUCAUAAAUUUUUCAAAAAAACCUCAUGAUAUGCUUCUAAUCGUUAAUUAAAUGUUAAUAGACAAAAUUCAAAUAAAAAAAUAUACACAAAUUAAUCUGACAAAAUAAACUCUUUCACUUCCUGGCCGACCUUUUGGCCUUUCUCGGCGCCGGCUUGGGCGCCAAUUUCGUCGCUGCCUUUGAUGUGGAAGGUUUCAUUGCCUUUGCAUCUGUUAUGAA
Messenger RNA from Phyllotreta striolata, 2411 nucleotides. The record is from the annotation of a GenBank genome assembly. NCBI's taxonomy places the organism in Eukaryota, Metazoa, Arthropoda, Insecta, Coleoptera, Chrysomelidae.